Scleropages formosus (Asian bonytongue) is the source of this 1253-nucleotide messenger RNA. RefSeq names its product hydroxyacyl-thioester dehydratase type 2, mitochondrial-like. Gene Ontology annotation, molecular function: (3R)-hydroxyacyl-[acyl-carrier-protein] dehydratase activity. Bases 7 to 498 code for a protein of 163 amino acids. Gene Ontology annotation, cellular component: mitochondrion. Gene Ontology annotation, biological process: fatty acid biosynthetic process. Lineage: Eukaryota; Metazoa; Chordata; Actinopteri; Osteoglossiformes; Osteoglossidae. The record is from RefSeq and is a predicted model, not a curated record. The transcript has a single exon.
CGGACCAUGAACGUGCUCUUUUGUACCCGUGCUGUGUGUAGACGUCUGGGCUACAUGGGCCGCUCUACCUCCUGGGUUUGGGCAUCCAGAUGCAGGCAGCUGCAUGUCGGGGAGCGGGCCUCACUGACACGCACCUUCAGUGCCAGAGAUGUAGCUGCAUUCGCUGAGCUGACGGGCGACUGGAACCCUAUCCACCUGAGUGCGGAUUACGCCAAGACGACCACGUUUGAGAGUCCCAUCGUCCAUGGCGUGCUCAUCAACGGCCUCAUCUCGGCUGUCCUGGGCACCAAAAUGCCCGGCAGUGGCUGCGUGUUCCUGUACCAGGAGAUCCGCUUCCCGGCACCUCUCUACGUUGGUGAGGAGGUUGUGGCCGAGGCUGAGGUCAAGAAAGUCAAACUGUCCUUUGCUCUCAUCGGUGUUUCUUGCUCCGUGAAAGACAAGGUAGUCAUGGAAGGGGAGGUCAUGGUAAUGGUGCCGCAGGCCGAUCGAAACACGUGAGCAGCGUGACCCCAUCUCAGCAGCUCUUCUGUGAAUCUGGGCCAACAGGCUCUCCGUACCCAGAGCUGCUCCUCCUUGACUUAGUUUUGUGAAACUUUGCUGAAAUCAAACAAUGUGCAUAAAUGCUGUGGUUGUUGGUGUGACCGGCGCCACAGCUGGGAAUCCUGGACUUCUUCCACGCUGAGCUCCAGCCGUGACCACAGUAUGUCCACCAAGGGCUGCUCUUUACACUUGUGUGAUGGAGAGAACACGCCCUGCCAGCUACUGCGUAUGCAAUGGAGAGAGAGGGGGACUUACAUUGGACACUAGAAACAGGUGCCAUGAAGUCCACAGUUAACACAGUGCAUGUGAGCCCAGUCCAUGAGAUGUGCUACAGUCUAAGUCCUGUGACCUGUAACCAACAAUAAAGUCUUUUUCUUUUCCCCUUGAUCCACAAGGACUUUUGACUCACCUUUGUUUGAAAAUGAGGACAUGAAAUAAUAGCUAGGCUUGAAUGGGUUAUAAAAGCAUAUGUGACAUUUGAAUAAUGACCUCAGUCAACCUGCAUGGCCCACACGUUACAUACAAACAGCCUCAAUUCUCUGCGACAAAGUUAACCUGUUGUACAACCUGCAAGUGAAGAACUAUGGUGAACUGUGGUACAGCUGAAUAGAGAGUGGUGUUAAAGGUGGUGCAGUUUGGUACAGGGAGGUAUAGGGUGCUAUACACACACACACACAUUUUCAGAACCGCUUGUCCCAUACGGGGUCACGGGG